This is a messenger RNA of Acanthaster planci (crown-of-thorns starfish), 6164 nucleotides long. RefSeq names its product inversin-like. Gene Ontology annotation, cellular component: cytoplasm; nucleus. Lineage: Eukaryota; Metazoa; Echinodermata; Asteroidea; Valvatida; Acanthasteridae. Gene Ontology annotation, molecular function: transcription cis-regulatory region binding; protein binding. Gene Ontology annotation, biological process: positive regulation of transcription by RNA polymerase II; innate immune response. The record is from RefSeq and is a predicted model, not a curated record.
UCUAUGCUGUUUUGGUGAUUCAUUGUUGUGUGCCUGUAACACAGCAACACUUUCUCAGAAAUGUGUUCAAAAGUUCUUCGUUCGUAAAAAAAAACACAUAAAGUGACCAACAUCUUCCCUGCAUGACAUCAUAGGGCAACAGUGCCCCCAUUUUCCCAGAAAAGCAAUGAUUCUAAAAAGUGCAAUGUUCCCAGCAUUCAACCCCCAAAAUAUCAGUAGGCUUUCAUACAUCAAAGGAAAGUGUUGCACAGAAGUGCAUACAAGAAAAUUUAUCAAUGCAAACAAUGCAAAAAGUAUGUUCACAAUACAUGUGCAUGUACUUGCCAGCCAUGAGGACUUUUAAAAUUGUUUCUUCGAAGCCAAGUACAGGAGUUAUUUCUUGAUGAUGUAUAUUUUAUUUGAAUAUGGAAAAUAGGAAAACAAAAAUUCUGCACAAUUUAAUUUCAGUUGGAAAAUGGUGGACUUUGAACCCUCCUGUUCAGGCAAAUUUUGUAAGUCCAUGUAAAUCCACAUUUGCUACAUGUAGUUCAGCCUGUCACCUUGUGAAUGUAAUACCCAGAGGUUUUUAUUUUGCGCAAGAAAUAAAGACCAGAAAACUGUAAAGCCUUUCAGUACCCUUCCACUCUGUUGACAUUUAAGCUUAGAAAUCACUGUAGCGUGACAACAGUCUCCACCACAAGAAAAGCCUGCUCCUGUACAGGCUAGCAACGCACAAUGAAAAACUGUCAGUAGCGGAUUCUCCUAUCAUCACUCAGGGCUGCUAAGUCUUGUGUGCACCAAUGACUAAACCUAAAAUAUCAACUCGUUGAGUCAUAUCUAACCACAGAGGUGUCUGCAAGUUUGUACAACUUUGCCCACCUCCCUGGUUCAGUUGAAGUGCUGUGGAUGGAAGCUGAAGGAAUUCUCCAUUUUUUCCCUCUUGCACAUACCGCACUUGUUGUAAGAGCACUGUACCAACAAUGCAAACUUCUUUAUUGGUUGUACUGAUAUUUGUAGAAGAGUAGUUGAAAUGUGUUCUAAUUUCUUCAAAUGCUUUAGACCUGCAUUUAGACACUGAGCCGGGCAUUGAAACUUGUUUGUUCACAGAUGAGAAGUGGACGUGUGCACGCAGAACAAGGAAUUGACAUGCCUGCCAGUGACAAUGGCCCCACAAUGCAACAGCAGCAAGGCAUUAUGGGAUCCAGUGCAUCCCUCCAAGGAGGGAUAGCACAGAGCACACUCGUACAUGCUGCUGCUGUCAACGGAGACAAGAGUGCACUUAGUAAACUACUCAACAAUAGUCAUGAUGAUAUCAAUGCUGGGGAUCAGUUUGGACGGACUCCACUGAUGCUUACUGUACUUGCUGACCGACUGGAAUGCGCUGAGCUUCUCAUUAAGCAUGGAGCCAAUAUCAACAGCAUUGACAGUGUUGGGAGGACUGCGUUCCACUGGGCAGCGUACAAGGGUAACCUCAGAUUUUGCAAGCUCCUUCUAGCCAAGGGAGCUAACUGGAGGAUAAAAGACAGGGAAGGACAAUCGGCAUUGCACCUAGCAACUCGCCAUGACAACACCAAAUGUCUGAUGUUGCUGAUUAAACAGCUGGAGCCGGGGGAACAAGAUGAACAGGACAAUGCAAAGAGGACUGCCCUACACUGGAGUUCUUCCUAUGGGAAUGAAGAGGCUGUCAAGCUUCUUAUUAAACACAAUUCUAACAUUGGCAUACCUGACGUUGAUGGCAAGACGCCAUUGCAUUGGGCUGCGAGUGCUGGUCAUGACACGUCUGCCGUCAACACCGUGCAGCUUAUACUGGAGACAGAGCCCAGUGUGAUCACGUGGCAGGACUACGAGGGUCGGACUGCCCUGCAUCUGGCUGUUGCCCAGGGCAACGAGACCAUAGCCAAGCAGCUAAUCAACUUCCAGACAAGCUUGGUGAAGUGCAAUGUGUCAGUUCUAGACAACAUGUUCCGCACCCCUCUACACUGGGCAGCAGUACUUGGCCACACCCAUAUUGUGGACCUUUUGCUGGAUGCAGGUGCCAAUGUGACCAGCUCAGAUGCUAACGGGGCAACACCCCUGCAUUAUGCUGCACAGAACAACCAUGCUGAUACGGUGGCAGCUUUUCUGAGUCGUGAUGGCAUUACGGAUGAGCCAGACCUGGAGGGGCGGACCGCACUGAUGUGGGCUGCUGGCAAAGGUGCUGAUGCCGUGAUUGUACGCAUGGUUGACAUCAGCCAGCCGGACAUCAAUGCUACAGAUAAAACGGGUGCAACAGCCUUACAUGCGGCAGCUAUGUGUGGCCAUCCAAGCACAAUUCAAGUACUUCUAGAGCUGGAUGCAAAUGUGAACAUGCUGGAUCAGUCCAAACAUACCCCACUAUUCAGGGCAGCAGAGAUGGGCCAUACGCUUGUGGCCAAAGCACUUGUACAAGGUGGUGCCCAUGUUGAUAUCAUUGAUCAAGAGGGUCGGUCACCUCUUCACUGGGCAGCAUUGGGUGGCCACACCUGUAUCUGUGCCAUCCUGGUUGGGGAGGGCAUUGACCCCAACAUCCAGGAUUUCAAUGGGAGAACCCCGCUGCAAUGUGCCAGUUAUGGAGGAUUCACCAACAGCAUAUCCUUGCUGCUUGAGAAGGGCGCUGACCCAAAUUCUCAGGAUAUCGAGGGCAUGACUGCAUUACACUGGUGCUGCAGCUCUGGUUACCUGGAUGCCGCCAAGCUACUGCUGGACCACUGUGCCUUCCCCAACCACAUUGAGUACACGGAGGACCGCUUCACGCCUCUUGAUUAUGCCCUGCUGAAUGAACACCAUCACAUUGCACAGUAUAUGAUCGAGCAGGGGGCGCUAUCCAUCACAGGCAUCCGUGACAUCGCUGCCAUUCGGAUACAGGCCUACUUCCGAGGAUACCGAGUCCGCAAAACGUUUGUUGAGAGGAAGAAGUUACUUAUGAAGCAUGAGCAGCUGAGGAAGGAUGCUGCCAAGAAGAGAGUGGAAAUGACCAAGAAAAUUGAGACCAAAGAAACCUUAAAAGCAAACACAGGAAACUGUGAUGCCCAGACAGGACAACUUAACAGUGAUCAGAUAGAGAAAAGUGGAAAAACUGAAGAAGUGUCUUCUGAACUGCGACUGGAACAAACCAAUUGUGAAUUGGAAACAGAACUGGAGUUGGGACAACCCAAGAAACGAUGCUGGGAAACAGAUAUACAGACAGCUGGCAAAGCAAGCAACGAGGAUAUAGACAUCAAAGGAGAGGAUGGGAGCUUGAGGUCAGAGGUCAGAGAUGAAAACCAGUCAUCAGAUCGUACCACUUCAGACAGGGGAAGGCACAACUUGGACAAGCUUAAUGUAAGAGAAUCACAAACACGAAAAGGCAGUGAGCACAAGAAUGAUCUUGUUAAAGAACAGGAGACUGCGAGCGUUCUAUAUUUGCAGUCAUCAGAAGGUGCAAAAAUCAUGGCGAGGAAUCAAGAAAGAACUGAAAAUAAUAUUUCCCUUGUGAACAACCAUACAGACGUUCGGGCUGGCACUGCAAAUGCAAACUCAAACAACAGCAACAGUAAUCCAGACAUUGUUUCGGGAAGUGACAAAAGAACAGAGCAUGGGAAGUUUGAGGAGAGGAGACAUCUUGGGGGACAGGACAGGUGUACACACACUGGUGGUAAUACUGUCACCCAUCAAUUGUCAACUGAGGAUAGGCAACAGGUGGUUGAGAGAGAGAGGCGGAGACUCACAGUUUGGAGGAGGGAAAGUGACUCAGCAAUCACCAUUCAAAGGGCAUGGAAAAAUUUUAAGCAGCACCAGUUGCACAGGAAUGUCAGUCAUUAUCUGGACUUCAGUAACACUAAACAAUGGGCAAACAGGAGAAAAGUCCCUAUGUCACACCACAGGAUAGACCCCAGGUCAGAUGAGGCAGGGGAUCAUCAUCUGUCAGCUGCCCACACUAUCAAGCAACCUUGGAGGGGUUACAACUUGAACAAGCUUCAGUCAGCAUCGAAGGCUGGGAGCAUUAGUCAACCCCGGCUGAAUGCUCUCAAACAUGCUGUACUGAUGAAUAAGACAUACGGCAACAAGCAGAUGGCUAGCGAACCACAGCAUUCUUCCUCAUUUGUCAGCAGAGCACGCCCUCACUACCAGCGUUACAUCCCAUCCCCUGCAGCAUUGUCGUUCAACUUUGCAAUGGAUCAGUAUCGGCCCAUGGUCCGGAAUAUCAGAACCCCAGCCAGCUUGGAGAUGCUUAAUCACCGAACAAAACAAGACACCAAUCAACACAACAGUAGUUUGUAUACAGGUCCACAGAGGGCUGAUUGUGAGCAGUCUCCUAAGAAUGCAAGAAGCUUUUAUUACAAUCACUGCAGUUAAUUUGAAAUUUAGGCCCCAUUUUGGUUAUUUAUUGGAUUAUGAAUAUAGCAUGCAAUUCUGCAUUGUCGGAGGAUAAAUGAAAAAACUCUCCAAGUUCCAUUUACCCCCUGGAAUGAACUUACCGAGGGUCGGAGGAGAAAAAAAUAAUCAAAUUUAGUCCAUUGUUUAUUUUUCAAAGCACUUAAAAACCAUCAGGAAUAAAUAGUGUUAAUUUUGUUGUGUUUUGUUUUUGUUUUUUGUUUUUUUGGUGGGUUCAUAAUUCAACUUGUCCCCCGAAACUUGUUAGAAAUUCUAUAUUUUAAUAUUUUUAUAUAUUUAUAAAAUAAUUACUGCCCUAGAGGUAGAUGAAUUGCCAUAUUUUAUGAGGGCAUUUUUUGUUUUCUUCCCUUAAACUGUAAAGAAAGAUUGUUCAUACAAAUCUUUAAAAAAUUUCUUCAUUUUCUUCAAGUUCUUCCAAAAGUCAUUAUUUUCUUCGGACAGUACCUGACAUGUACUGUAGUAUAUUUUCCAUAUAUGUACAUAUAUUCUUAAUACUUUUAAUGUGCCUUUCUAAUUUACCCUUGGGAAAGAUUUUUGUAAUUUGUGACUAUUAAAGUAGUAUCUUUUGAAUAAACCUGAUCUCGAACUGAAAUGUAGCCUGUACUUGUAUAUAAAUACGCUUGGCUUAAAUAGAAAGCUCUCAUUCAGUCUGCUUUUUAGUGUUCAUGAAAAUCUGUUUUGACUUAUUUCUACUUUGAUACCCUUCGCUGACGACGAAGAGAUUGGCUGAUGGGAAGAUUUAAACUGGGCUGAGGAUGUGCACAGUGCAUGCACAAAAACUGUACAUUAUGGGAAAUGCAUUAGCUGCUAUAUUAGAAUUUGGAAUUUUUGUUGACCUGUUUUCUAAAAUUUCCAUCAGGCAGGUAAGUCUGGUUGUGACAUUCAAAUCCUGGUUCAUUCAUGGAUUUCAAACCUUUGUAGGCUUUGCAGUGUCCAGGUGACGUGCAGUACUCUUUAGAUGUGAUUUUGUCACCGAUGUGCACAUAUCGUACAUGUACUUUUUGUAGCUGUACAUGCAGUACAGGUAUUAAUCAUUCCUUGUUAUAUUCUUAGAACUACCCGAAUUUGUUGCAACUUUUGUAUCGUAAAAAGUCUACAUGCAACCAAGUAUUCUACCUAUUAGAAUUAAAUUUCCAAUUAUACAAUUUGCUAUUCCUGGAUUUGUUACUGUGGUUUCAUGAAGAAACACAGACUGUACAUGUACCCUGAAUAUUCUGUUGCAUACUUUAAGUGAUACAAGUACAAAGCUGUGACUUCUGAGGGUAGAUUUUGGAGAGAGUGGUAAGAAAGGCGGUAACCUCUGAGGCAGUAUUGGACAGUGUCGAGUCAGGUAACACCUCUGAGGUUUGUUUUGGACACAGUGCUAAGUCAGGCAGUGACUUGAGGGUACAUUUGGACAGAGCGCUGAAGCAGGCAAUGCUCUCUGAAGGUAGAUUUGGACGGCAUCUUAAGUCGGGCAGUGAUCUCGGGUUUUGUUUUGGAUAGAGUGCCAAGUUAGGCAGUGACCUCUAGGGGUAGAUUUGGACGGUGUGCUAAGUAUUAAAGGCAAUGAUGUCUGAGGUUUGUUUUGGACAGAGUGUUGAGUCAGGCAAUGACGUCUGAGGUUUGUUUUGGACAGAGUGUUGAGUCACACAAUGAUGUCUGAGGUUUGUUUUGGACAGAAUGGUGAGUCAGGCAAUGACGUCUGAGGUUUGUUUUGGACAGAAUGGUGAGUCAGGCAAUGACCUCUGAGGUUUGUUUCGGACAGAGUGCUAAGUCGGAUAGUGACCUCUGAGGAUAGAUUUGGAUAGCUU